Molecule: messenger RNA, 1665 nt
Organism: Aspergillus niger
Lineage: Eukaryota; Fungi; Ascomycota; Eurotiomycetes; Eurotiales; Aspergillaceae
Exons: 1
Coding region: 1-1665 (554 amino acids)
Biological process (GO): siroheme biosynthetic process; sulfate assimilation
Molecular function (GO): uroporphyrin-III C-methyltransferase activity
Source: RefSeq, a predicted model, not a curated record
AUGAAGGACGCCUCAGAUAGUGGUGUUCCGGCACCUCUACUGACAGCCGUGAACGUCGAGUCUCACGUCCAUCUGAUCAUCGGGGCCAACCCUCUUGCAGCAGCCCGUUGUGCAAAAAGCACUGAAGCUGGCGCAAAGCCGAUUCUCAUCUCCCCGGACACAGAGGGCCUGCAGUACACGUUGGUCGAACGGAUUGAGAACGGCUCUGUGAAGUGGAUCCGCAGAGAGUUCCAAGAUGAGGAUCUUACGAGCCUAGGAAGAGAGGAAGUCGACCACGUUGUAGACACGGUCUUCGUCACGCUAGGCGGAAACAACUCACUGAGUGCACACAUCUCCAAGCUCUGCCGUCGUCUGAGAAUCCCAGUCAAUGUGUCAGAUGCUCCGGAACUCUGCACCUUCAGCUUGCUGUCUACGUAUUCGGACGGCCCUCUUCAUAUCGGCAUCACGACAUCAGGACGCGGCUGUAAGCUGGCAUCGCGACUUCGGAGAGAAAUAUCCUCGGGUCUUCCAUCAAAUCUCGGAAGUGCCAUUGACAGGCUUGGUGCAGUGAGAAAGCGCCUUUGGGCCGAGGAUUAUGCUGCUGGACUAUGUGAUGCACCGCUAGAGGGUGACGAGGAUGAUGCAACUGGCCAACGGCAUACAUUCAACACGUUGGUAACAGAAGACGACAUCUCUGCAGCCAAAACCCGCCGCAUGCGCUGGCUGUCCCAAAUCUGUGAAUAUUGGCCCCUUCGCAAACUGGCUGCUAUCACGGAUGAAGACAUCAACGCCAUCCUCGAGGCUUACUCGUCUAGCAAGGAUGGACUCAAAGAUAUCAACAGCCCAGAACCUUUGUCAAAGAAGGGCAAGAUUGUUCUUGCCGGUUCUGGCCCAGGACACCCCGAUCUACUCACACGCGCAACAUACAACGCCAUCCAGGCUGCCGACAUCAUCCUGGCCGAUAAACUCGUCCCAGCACCUGUUCUAGAACUCAUCCCCCGCAGGACAGAGGUCCACAUCGCGCGAAAGUUCCCAGGCAACGCAGACCAGGCCCAGGAGGAAUUCUUGAAGAUGGGCCUAGACUCCCUGCAUCGAGGAAGAUACGUCCUCCGACUGAAGCAGGGCGACCCCUAUCUCUACGGCCGCGGAGGCGAAGAAUUUGAAUUUUUCCGAGGCGAAGGCUACAAACCCGUAGUCCUCCCCGGUAUCACCAGUGCACUGAGCGCGCCCCUCUUCGCAGACAUUCCAGCUACGCACCGAGGCGUGUCCGACCAAGUCCUGGUUUGCACAGGCACAGGCCGCAAAGGCGCAGCCCCAGAGCCUCCUACUUACGUUCCUACACAAACCGUUGUCUUCCUAAUGGCCCUGCACCGUCUGUCCGCGCUCAUAGAAUCCUUGACUACGCAGCCAGCAGAGGGUACCCGUCCACGGACCCCAUGGCCCAAAGACACUCCUUGCGCAAUCAUUGAGAGAGCCUCCUGCACAGACCAACGCGUCAUCCGGUCUACUCUGGAGCACGUAAGUGCUGCCUUUGAAGCCGAGGGCUCGAGACCUCCUGGCCUGUUGGUUGUCGGCGCGAGUUGCCAUGUUCUACAUCCCGCUCAGGGACAGAAAUGGGCCGUGGAAGAAGGAUUCCGUGGAUUGGAUGAGUUGCUUACGGAGGUUACGGCUUGCCAGAAUGAAUGA